AUGAUGCUGUCCUCUAACACGUAUGCCACGUUUGUGGUCGGCUUCGCGAUUAUGACAGACUCAAUGGUCUAUACACUAGUUUUACCAUUUCUCCCAGAGUUGUUUUCAGGACGACUGCACGUCCCUGAGCACCAAAUAUCGCAAUGGAAUGCCUUGGCGUUUGAAGUUUUUGCGGUUGCUACGCUUCUGUCCAAUAUUGUGGUCGGUUUCUUUGCAGACGCGAGCGCAUCCAAGAGCAAACCCUUCCUACUCAGCGUCGUAAUCAUGGUCUCAUCAACUAUUAUCUUCUUCGUCGCCACAACACCAGAGAUGAUUCUCGUAUCCCGUGCAAUCCAAGGCGCCUCCACCACAUUCACCUGGGUAACGGGUCUUGCAUAUCUAGUUGCCAAGGUGGGAGAAGGCGAGUUGGGAGCGUACGUCGGCUGGACGACCGUGGGAGUGGCCGUUGGAGAGAUCAUUGGACCGAUGGUGGGUGGCCCUAUCUACGAUUACUUUGGGCAUUGGGCGGCAUUCGCAGUCGUAGAAGCUCUCCUGCUGGUAGAUAUCCUGUUACGUGUUCUUGCGAAGGAUAACAAACCUGGGGUACACACGGAAACCCCGGUGGAGCAAAAUACGAAUGCUAGCAUAGAUCAAGACUUGGAGACAAACUCGCUUCUUGAAAAUGGGCGAGUAAGUUCGACUGACUACAACACGGUAACGAAUAGCCAUAUUGCAAGAGGAACAGAUUCCCACAGAUCUAUUCUGAGUAGGCUGGCGUGGGAGUGGUUGGGCACUGUGUUCACCCUGAUCGUGAUCUUCCUGGUCCGCGGUGCCCUCGAAGUGGCGGUACCUUUGUAUCUCACACUGCAGUAUUCCUGGACCCCGACCAAGAUCAGCUUGGCUUUGUUGACCAUAACCCUGCCGGCAGCGGUGAAUCCGGUAGUUGGAGAGCUCACCUCGCGCCAGGGACCUAGAUGGUGGAGCACCAGCACGUUCGCCAUUUGUGGUGCUGCAUUCAUCAGUUUCGGAAACGUGGCCGGUAACUCCGACGAAAGCAAAACGCUCUUUAUUAUUCACUCAGUCGUAAUCGGCAUAAGUCUCGCUAUUCUGGUGAAUUCGAACCAGGUCGCCAUCUCGGUCGCUGCUCAGCGGUAUGGGUUUGCGAGGACUCGCGCCGAAGACAAGGACGAGGACUUGGGGCCCAUCUUGUCCAGGAUCAGCCCGAGCACGAUGUUGAGCGGAGUGACCACGUCCUGGGCUGCGGGCAUUCUUCUUGGCCCAGCAUAUAGCAAUUUGAUGGCGUAUACCGAGGACGCGGGUUGGCAAAUCUUCUGCCACGGCCUAGGCGGUCUGUGCAUAGUGGCCGCGGUAGCAAACCCAUGGCCACAGUAUCCCAGGCCCAAGCUAGCCCGGUCGCAAUGGCAAAGCUUGAAUGGCAUCUGGACGUACACAAACGCUCCAAGUCACGACGCUCUCCACGACCCACCAUUUAAUCACACGCUGUCACAAGAGGUCUUGGUGCCGUUCUGCUUGGAAAGCGGCUUGUCGGGCAUCCAAGGCGAAAACACAAUAUACUCCUGGUACAGGACUACGUUUACAGUGCCAUCGACGUGGACUGGCGACCGAGUACUCCUCAACUUCGGCGCGGUUGACUACGAAGCCACUGUGUUCGUCAACGGUUGGAAUGUUACCUUUCACCGCGGAGGCUACUCUGCCUUUUCCGUGGACGUGACAGACUACCUCAUUGACGAGCAGAACGAACUAAUCGUCUUCGCCUUUGAUCCUACGGACAGCGACGGCUAUGUGAUCCCGAUCGGCAAGCAGACGCUAAACCCUAGCCACAUAUUUUACCGACCAUGCAGCGGCAUCUGGCAAAGUGUCUGGAUUGAAUCCGCACCAACAAAUUACAUUAGUGACCUGGAUAUCAAUGGAGACGCUAGUGGCGUAGUGAACUUGACUGUGGGCGCGGCGAGAAGCAAUGGCGCAAAUAUCCAGAUUACCGGAACCAACAACCCUGUAGCCACGCAUACCGCCACUGCCGGCUCCCCAAUAACCUUCAAGGUCGAGUCGCCGAAGACGUGGUCUCCUGACUCCCCAAAUCUCUACGAUGUCACGAUCAAGAUGGAUGAAGAUACGAUCAACAGCUACACUGGAUUUAGAACGGUGACAAGAGAAGUGGUCAAUGGGGUACAGAGAAUUUUACUGAACGGCGACGUUAUUUUCCCUUUUGGAACUUUGGACCAAGGAUACUGGCCUGACGGGCUGCACACGGCACCAACAUACGAAGCCAUGACCUUUGACAUUAAAACGCUCAAACUUCUUGGGUACAAUAUGCUCCGAAAGCAUAUCAAAGUGGAGCCGGCUCUCUACUACACAGCUGCAGAUGAGCUUGGUAUUCUGGUUUUGCAGGACAUGCCUUCUCUUCCAACCACAAGAUUGCCCAAUAAGGCGCAGCACGCGGAAUUUCAGCGGCAGCUGGAGGUUAUCAUCACGCAGCUGAGAAGCUACACGUCAGUCUUCGCGUGGGUCAUCUACAACGAAGGCUGGGGUCAGCCCGAUCAAUACUACCCAGAGUUCGACCUUACUGACAUAAUCCGCGAACUUGACCCAACGCGCCUUGUCGACGCGGUCAGUGGCUGGUUCGAUCACGGGGCUGGCGACUUCAGUGACAACCAUCACUACAGUAACCCACAAUGCGGUUUGCCACAGAGCCUCGACCCAUCUCGCGUCGGCUUCCAAGGUGAAUUCGGUGGCACUGGACACAAUGUCUCCGCCGAGCAUCUUUGGAAGGUUCAGAAGGCCAUCGACCUUAUCGGUGAGACCUAUGAAAUGUAUGAGACACUUGAUGCCUGGAAUUCCCGCAAUCAUGACCUGUUGGGUGAGCUGCUAUCUCAGGUUCAAAGCUAUUCCUGCGCUGGCGCAGUGUGGACUGGGACUACUGAUGUGGAGGGUGAAGUCAAUGGGAUGAUGACCUAUGAUCGUCGGAUUUUGAGACCAGAUGUUCGGAAGUGGAAUGCAGAUAUGCAGGCUGUGUACGAUGCUUCUGCGCGUCGUUCGAAUGGCUUCACUCCAAAUGCAUAUUGA
Talaromyces rugulosus is the source of this 3063-nucleotide messenger RNA. RefSeq lists its product as uncharacterized. Lineage: Eukaryota; Fungi; Ascomycota; Eurotiomycetes; Eurotiales; Trichocomaceae. The coding region runs from base 1 to 3063 and encodes 1020 amino acids. The transcript has 13 exons. Gene Ontology annotation, biological process: transmembrane transport; carbohydrate metabolic process. The record is from RefSeq and is a predicted model, not a curated record. Gene Ontology annotation, molecular function: hydrolase activity, hydrolyzing O-glycosyl compounds; transmembrane transporter activity.